Molecule: messenger RNA, 4633 nt
Organism: Podarcis raffonei (Aeolian wall lizard)
Lineage: Eukaryota; Metazoa; Chordata; Lepidosauria; Squamata; Lacertidae
Gene: STK11
Product: serine/threonine kinase 11
Exons: 10
Coding region: 2292-3623 (443 amino acids)
Biological process (GO): regulation of cell growth; DNA damage response; glucose homeostasis
Cellular component (GO): nucleus; cytoplasm
Molecular function (GO): ATP binding; protein serine/threonine kinase activity; protein kinase activator activity
Source: RefSeq, a predicted model, not a curated record
UUACCCAGUUUUUAUUAGUGACAGUCCGUUAAUCCCCAUUCGCAACUCUUUCUUUCUUUUUUUUUGGGGGGGGUGACAUUUAUUUCCCCCCACCCCGUUCUUAAAAGAGGGAGAUUGGGGAAGAAGUUGUAGGAAACUCUUAGGUGACAGCCAGUGACCCUUCUUGAGGAAAGAUCCUUCUCCCCCACCCUAAUUUUUAAGUUGAAUCCCAUGAGGAAUUGAACCCCCUUUUCUGUUGGGGAGGAGUGAUCCUGAGUUGAAAGGAUACUUGCCUCUUUUUUUUGUGUGGACGGGUUAGCGAUUCCUCCUGCUAGAAAUUGUGACGGGGAAUUAAGUCAAAGAGUAUUACAUUAAGCAGAGGUGUCUCCCUUAAUCGACUUCUCUCUUCCCCCUCCCCUUUUCCCCCAAUUUAGAAACUCUUCUGAGAAGGGAAGACCCUUACCUCUUCUUCCCUUGUGGUGGUGUUAUUUUUUCGCUUCUGUUGCCCCUUCUGUUAGGGUCAGAUUUUCUCUUCCUCACCCCACUUGCCUUUGCAGAGAGCUAUCACCCUUUAAGUAGCCCUCAUUAGUUGCCACCGUUUGGGGGAAAUUGUUAUAGCUGCCUCCCAAUCCCAAUUGGCACUUGUUUUUCUUUUAGCGCCUAAGUUGUCUCUGGCUGAGAAGGGACCAGCUACUUUCUGUCCCUUAACAUUUUUUCCCUUCUGGGUUGAAUGCAUGGGAGACGAGGCAUCUCCCAUACUACAGAUUUCCCUUCCACCCCUUCUCCUGUAGAGAGAGGAGGCUCCACAUAAGGACUCCCUAAUUUUGUGGGUGCCAAUCUUGUCAAGAGGAAGAUACUUGGGGAUUAUUGAAGCUCUUCAAAAGAAAGAGGAUUUGGGAGGAAAGGGUCUACUUUCUCCCCCCCCCCAAGUUAAUAUUCUCCCCACUUGUUUGACAGGCAUCUUGGUCUCUUGUGGGAACGGUACAAUUACCUGUCAAGGGAAAAUCUCCCAAUUCCUUUUUUUUUCCUUUUCCCAACUCAUGUGCCAAGGAUAUCUUUCCCUUGACUCCCUGGGCUUGUGAACAUCACAUUGCAUUUCCUUAUUUAGAUCGGAAGGCCACAUAAACAGAACGGGGGGUGUGUGUGUGUGUGUCUGUUCAGAAAGGGACUUAAUUACUCUCAGCAAGAUCGGUCAGGAGUCUGGCACUAAUGGGAUCAAUCUGUUCUGAGUGAUGCCUUCAAAAGCCUGGUGUUGCUGCAGAAUAGCUUGAAGGUAGAGGGGUGCCCCAAAGCAGAAUGAUUAGAGGCUUCCCCUCUUUUUUCAAGACAGUUGCUUAAGCUGGAUGAAUUGUGUAAGCUUAAACUUGCGUCAGGAGAGCUUGCUCAAGCACCAUCCCCUCCUCUCUCUCUUUUUUUUUGUGGGUGCUUAGUUCUGGGAGACUUGAAUAGGGUUUGAGCUGCCUGCCUGCCUGCCUGCCUACCUACCUUAAUACCUGAAGCAGUGGGGUGACACAUCAUGUGUCAGGUAGACCCCAAGUGGUUGAAGGAUGCCCCUGGUAGAACCUACUAGACACGGAAGGCCUCAAUCCUUUGUCAAGGGCGGAAGAGAAGCAGUUGAAAUCAGUAUUGAAAAUUCCUUUAAAAAGACUUGGUUCCAGCUUCCGAACGGCUGAGAGGACUCUCAUCGGAGGUCGUACCUGGGUGGCGAGAGUGGUCAAAGCCGAGGGGUGGGUUUGGGCUCCUUGAUUCUUCACCUCACAGUUUGGAAACAGGAGCUGCCAUGCCUUGUUAGCGAUGGAACACCCUCCGAGAGACUAGCUUUCUGUUUCCAAACGCAGGAAGUAUUCUUGAAGAUGACUUAGGUCCUCAAGGAAGGGGGGGAAAUACCUUGGACUUCCUCAGGAGAACAUUACCUGAUGUGAAAGACUUGGAGCAGCAAAAACGAGAUAUUUUUUUUUAAAGAGAAGUUAAAGCUGACUGUAAAUCAACUUUGUUGCUUUCCCCCAUCCACAUUGCUUAAGAAAAGCUCUAUAAGUAUUGGAACGAGGUGCUGGAUCUCUGUAGGGCCCUCGUGGGCCUGAGAGAAAAGUUCUCAUAGGCUUUUAUUUUUCAUUUGUAAGUUAAAACGUUUGUACAAUCUUUUUGGGAAUUCUCGAUUUACCUCCGCUGAACAUCCUCCUUCCCCACCCCAAAAAAGUUGGGAGUAAAAAGGGAGCAUCCGAUACACCAGGAAAGUGGAUUUUUAAACCUUUGGCGUGCGCACACACUUGUCGUCGUGGAACGCAAACAGGCUUGGGUCAUUUCGAUUCGCGAUGGAGGACUCCCAGCAGCUGGGGAUGUUUGUCGAAAGCGAACUGAUCUCGGUGGGCAUGGAUACUUUCAUCCACCGCAUAGACUCUACGGAAGUGAUCUACCAGCCCCGCCGGAAAAGGGCGAAGCUCAUAGGCAAGUACCUGAUGGGGGACCUGCUUGGGGAAGGAUCCUACGGCAAAGUCAAGGAGAUGCUGGACUCCGAAACCCUCUGUAGGAGAGCUGUCAAGAUCCUGAAGAAGAAGAAGCUGCGGAGGAUCCCCAAUGGGGAGGCCAAUGUUAAAAAGGAAAUUCAGCUCCUUCGGCGGCUGCGGCACAAGAACGUCAUCCAGCUGGUGGACGUCUUGUACAACGAAGAGAAGCAGAAGAUGUAUAUGGUGAUGGAAUACUGCGUGUGUGGGAUGCAGGAGAUGUUGGACAGCGUCCCUGACAAAAAGUUCCCCGUCUUUCAAGCGCAUGGGUACUUCUGCCAGCUUAUCGACGGCUUAGAAUACCUGCACAGCCAAGGGAUCGUCCACAAGGAUAUCAAACCAGGAAACCUCCUGCUCACGACCAAUGGGACGCUGAAGAUUUCGGAUCUGGGCGUGGCAGAGGCGUUGCACCCGUUCGCAGAGGACGACAUGUGCCGAACGAGCCAGGGCUCGCCGGCUUUCCAGCCCCCGGAAAUCGCUAACGGCCUGGACACCUUCUCCGGCUUCAAAGUGGACAUCUGGUCGGCUGGCGUCACGCUAUACAACAUUACGACCGGCCUUUAUCCCUUCGAGGGCGAUAAUAUUUAUAAGUUAUUUGAAAACAUUGGGAAAGGGGAGUACACGAUUCCUGAGGACUGCGGCCCUUUGCUUUCAGAUCUGCUUAGAGGAAUGCUUGAAUACGAACCAGCCAAGAGGUUUUCGAUACAACAGAUAAGACACCACAACUGGUUUCGGAAAAAACACGCGCAGGCCGACCCUCUGGUCCCCAUCCCGCCCAGCCCGGAGACGAAGGACCGAUGGCGGAGUAUGACGGUGGUGCCUUACCUGGAAGACCUGCACGGCUACAACGAAGAGGAGGACGACGACGACUUGAAAGAUGACUACUUGGAGGACGAGAUCAUCUACACUCAGGACUUCACCGUGCCAGGACAGGUGCCUGACGAGGAAGCGAGGCAGAACGGGCAGAGCCGCUGCAGCCGGGGCCUCCCCAAGCCGGUCUGCAUGAACGGGACGGAGCCAGCCCAGCUCGGCGGGAAGACGAAGGCCGAGCGGAGGGCCAGCGCCUCGUCCAACCCUUCGCGCAAAGCCUCGUCUUCCACCAGCAGCAAGAUUCGGAAGCUCUCCACUUGCAAGCAGCAAUGACAGCCGGAGCAUCGCCCAUCGCAGCCAGAGCCCCGAAUUACUGCGCUUGGCAGCCGCCGUAUCCCCUCCUCGGCUCUCUGUGCAUCUCCCCCCCCCGGCCAUUCCCUUGCCCGCCCCCCAGGCCGGCAUCCCUGGUAGCCGACCCCCAGUAGACCCCCGCUUGCAAUCCAAAAAGAGAGAGAGCCAAGAAACGGGAAGAGAAACACCUUUUUGUAAAGAAAAUAAAAGACGCAAUCUUCUUUAUUUGGGGAGGGGGGCAGAAGAAGAAGACACCCGACGCCGGUUCAGCAAAUCCUGCUUUUUUUAGACUGAGAAGAAGAAAAAGCCUGGCUGUGCUUCACCUCCCGAAAUCCUGUCUGUGUGGCCGUCCGGAUUCCCACGACUUGUUUGGGGGGGGUGUUUUGAAGUGGGAGGGGGCUGCUCCUGGUUGGGGGGGGCUUUUUGAGAUGGGGGGGGCGAGUUCCCUCCAGGACUUGGCACAUCUCGCCUCCCGCCACUCCUCCUCGUGUUAGAAUUUUUGAAAGCCAUCGACACGCACUUUAUGUAGUAGACUACUGUUAUAUAAUAUAUAUAUUAUAUAUUAUAUUUUUUUUCCUCCCCUACCCCUUCUUUUUCUUUCUUUCUUUUCGGCCCCCUCCUCCCUCUCUUCCCCCUCCCUCUUUUUUUUGGGGGGGGGGGCGGUUUAUAUUUGCAGUUAUCUUUAGAGAACUUCCUUGCACAUUUGUGACCGUAUCUGAAAUAAAUGAGAAGAGCUGGGGAGGGGAACGUCGCGGCCUGCAAAAAUUGAGGGGGGGGGAGAGAAGAGAGGUUCAGAAAAUGGGGAGGGGGUGUCAUGGGGAGGGGAAAACCCGGUAUUUAAAACGUCAACAGAAAAUCACCACACUAUUAAAACGAAAAUAAAAAAAUCUGCAUGCUGUUUAUAAGGGCUGGAGCAAAGGGAAGUGAGUGCUUUUUUCUUUCUUUCUUUCCUUUUUUUCUUUUUUUUUAAAGAAAAUAAAAGUCAAAAUGGA